GCCGCUUUGUUGACAUCACGGAUCCGCCGACGUCUGGAGGGGCAGUCGCGGCGGGUUCGGCGGACACGGCCACCGGGAGAGAAUGUAGGAACACACGCUUGAAGGUUCAGGGAGACAGCGACGAGUCCAGCACCAGCACGCCAAGCCUUCAGUCAUGGUGAACUUCUCCAGGUGGCGGCGAGAGCGACGCUGCUGGCUGGUGACCGCGGCCUGAGCCACCGCCUGUCGGGGAGCCACUUGACGGAGGAGCCAGGAGACGACAACAGCCGGGACACAGACAGUCUAACACAGCCACAUACACGCUACCGGAGCAACAGUGACGGAGAGACUAAAGCGAACACAGACCAAGCUACACUGAAGGAGUCACAGAGGUACAAAGACUGAAGAAACUCACCCAGAGCCACAGACAUUGAUCAAAAGAGAUACAUACAAAGACUAACGUAACCACAAACACACUAACAUAGCAACAGACACACAGGCUCACAGACGCACAGACAAACACACACACUGACGGAUUCACAGAGAUACAUAGACCUAACCUAAGACAGACUAAAAAAAAAACAGACACACAGAGCCAUAUACAAAGACUAACAUAGCAACAGACCCACAGACACACUAACAGACAGAGCCCCAAGGAUACAAAGACACACAAACACUGAGUCACACAGACACAGAAAGAAACAAACACUGACUAAAACAAACAUAAAAACAUCAACAGAACCCCAAACGCACACCUUCCUGACCUCCCUCCUCUACCAUCUCUGUGACCUGACCUGACCCUGACCUCUGACCUGGCAUGGAGGGUCGCGGCUCCCCCGUCGGCGUCUCCUACGUCAGGCUGGUCAGCAGGAGUGACCUGGUGUGGGCGGCCCUGGCUCUGGUGCUCUUCACCCCCCUGACCG
Eriocheir sinensis (Chinese mitten crab) is the source of this 902-nucleotide messenger RNA. Its product is annotated as neurotrimin-like. The record is from RefSeq and is a predicted model, not a curated record. Gene Ontology annotation, cellular component: neuron projection. NCBI's taxonomy places the organism in Eukaryota, Metazoa, Arthropoda, Malacostraca, Decapoda, Varunidae.